Messenger RNA from Capsicum annuum, 1087 nucleotides. RefSeq names its product calmodulin-like. The record is from RefSeq and is a predicted model, not a curated record. The transcript is spliced from 3 exons. Gene Ontology annotation, molecular function: calcium ion binding; enzyme regulator activity. Bases 211 to 753 code for a protein of 180 amino acids. Lineage: Eukaryota; Viridiplantae; Streptophyta; Magnoliopsida; Solanales; Solanaceae.
AUUAUUCCUUGCUUGACUAAAUGAGUUAAAUAGAGUUCCAAAACAAAAAAAAAAAAAAGCAAAAAAAGCAAAAGAAUAAGAUGCUUGGGCACCCACUAUACACCCUUUAGGAAUUUUUGGACCAUUAUAAUAACACCUCAUUGCCUUCUCCAUUUUUACACACACACACACCAAAACUCUUUCUUUGGUAGAAUUAAUCAAAAACAGAUAAUGGCAGAUCAGCUAACUGAUGAUCAGAUCUCUGAGUUCAAAGAAGCUUUUAGCCUCUUCGAUAAGGAUGGAGAUGGUUGCAUCACAACUAAGGAGCUUGGAACUGUGAUGCGGUCACUGGGUCAGAACCCAACCGAGGCUGAGCUGCAAGACAUGAUCAACGAAGUUGAUGCCGAUGGGAAUGGGACCAUCGACUUCCCUGAGUUCCUUAACCUGAUGGCUCGCAAGAUGAAAGACACUGAUUCCGAGGAGGAGCUGAAAGAAGCUUUUAGAGUGUUUGACAAGGAUCAGAAUGGAUUUAUCUCUGCUGCUGAGCUUCGCCAUGUCAUGACUAACCUAGGUGAGAAGCUUACAGACGAGGAGGUUGAUGAGAUGAUCCGUGAAGCUGACGUGGAUGGUGAUGGACAGAUCAACUAUGACGAGUUCGUCAAGGUCAUGAUGGCCAAGAGGCGAAGGAGGAUGGAAGGAAGUAAAAGUGUGAAACCAAUUUCACAGAGCAAUGGAAGGAAAAGCCGAAAGAGAGAUCGAUGCAUAAUCCUUUGAUCCAAAAAAUUGUUCACUUCGGGGUCAUUUGGUUUGGAGAUUAAGUUAUUUCAGAAUUAAGUUUGAAAUUGAAUUUAUAUUUUAUUUAAUCAAAGGUAACUAACGAAAUAUAAAUUUAAUCUCAAACUUAAUCCUAAAAUAUUUCUUCUUAUUCUAUGAACCAAACGGUCCCUCCUUAGCGUGUUAUAUAUUCUACUGUUGAAAAAAAGAGUUUAUUAUAAUUAGCUAUGUGUGUCUUUAGUUUUCUUAUCAGCUUAUUAUAUAAUGUACUAGCCUUCAAAAUUAUUGUAUUAAACAAAGUUACAGGGUUAUAGCUACUUGAAUUUUUCUCUUC